AUGCCUUUUUUCGCUACUGAGGAAGGUCGAUACUUAGCCUCAUCUUUGGGAGAUCCGCUAAUCAAGGGGUUGACUGAAGUUGCCAACAAACGUCCAGAUGAUCCUAUUGCGUACCUUGCACAGUAUUUGUAUAACUUUGCGAACAACAGAAACAGUAUUAAGUCCAGGGGUAAGACACAGGAGGAACCCCAACAUAUUAUAACAGGCUCUCCUACUGAUGGGGACAACAAUAAUGCAAUACCUGCUACCAUAGAUGUUGUCACUGUAGAUCCCAACAAUGACCAAGAAGACGAAUCAGCUUUUAGUCCCACUAGUAGAGACGAGCACGGUCAAAGCAUGCUCCACUUUGCUGCUGCAAGAUCUCAUGGUCGUAAUGCGUUGUUUCAACUUUUAAAAGAAACAGAAAUCAACGUAGCAUAUCGCGACGAGCUGUACAGAACUGCUAGAGAUAUCAGCAUCCAAGCAAAUCUGCCUGACAAUACCGAAGAAAUAGAUAGAUAUGUGUUACAUAUUGCUACCAAAGGUGAUACAGAUAAACUAGUGGAACUACUACUAGAUGGCUAUGAUCACAUAACAGAUAUAGUUGAUAACGAGGACGUACCAAUUGUCGAAGCAGUAUCCAACGCGAACCAACCUGAUACAGUUUCAUUUCUACAAUCAAUACUAGCCUUCGAGGAAAAAAGGGAAAGGGUUCAUCAUGCUAUUCGUCAAGGUUCCAUCAAUGACGUGACCGUGCUUCUGGCUGAUGAAAACGAUACAGGAAGUGGGAAACUGCUGGCGAUAGGCAAAAACAGCUAUGGACGAUGUACUCUGCAUAUUGCGGUAUUGUGUCAACAGGAAGAAAUCGUUGACUAUCUGGCUAAUACUUUCCCGGACACACUCAAACUAGGAGAUAAUCUCGAAAGAACAGCUCUACAUUACGCCAUGGGCGUGGAAAAAAUGGAAACCAUCAGUAGAGUCCUGAUCAAAGCAGGAGCCACCAGAGUGGUGAAGGAUCUCAAGGGCAGACAACCGACUUACUAUUUCCUCAACAAAUCAGACAUUCUGAGACUACAAGAAGAAGAAGAGACGUUUUGA
This is a messenger RNA of Diabrotica virgifera virgifera (western corn rootworm), 1077 nucleotides long. RefSeq lists its product as uncharacterized. The record is from RefSeq and is a predicted model, not a curated record. Bases 1 to 1077 code for a protein of 358 amino acids. Lineage: Eukaryota; Metazoa; Arthropoda; Insecta; Coleoptera; Chrysomelidae. Gene Ontology annotation, molecular function: protein binding. The transcript is spliced from 7 exons.